Chelmon rostratus (copperband butterflyfish) is the source of this 1392-nucleotide messenger RNA. RefSeq names its product potassium channel subfamily K member 4 (gene kcnk4b). Gene Ontology annotation, biological process: potassium ion transmembrane transport; stabilization of membrane potential. The record is from RefSeq and is a predicted model, not a curated record. Gene Ontology annotation, molecular function: potassium ion leak channel activity. NCBI's taxonomy places the organism in Eukaryota, Metazoa, Chordata, Actinopteri, Chaetodontiformes, Chaetodontidae. Gene Ontology annotation, cellular component: membrane. The transcript is spliced from 6 exons. Bases 1 to 1392 code for a protein of 463 amino acids.
AUGCGCUGCUCCACCGUCCUCUGCAUCCUCACGCUGGUGCUUCUCUACUUGGUGCUGGGAGCUGUGGUGUUCCGCGCCUUGGAGGCUCCACAAGAGGAGGGCAAGCACAUGCAGCUGCAGGACACCCGGCGGGACUUCUUGUUGAACUUCACAUGCAUUAGUCCCGACAACCUACAGGACCUCAUAGAGGAAGUCGUGGAGGCCGUCGGUGCAGGAGUGGAUCCCAGCAGCAACGUCACCUUUGUCAGCCAAUGGGAUCUGGCCAGUGCCUUUUUUUUCUCAGGGACAAUCAUCACAACCAUUGGUUUUGGAAACAUCUCCCCCAAGACAGAAGGAGGGCAGCUGUUCUGCAUUUUCUACGCGCUGGUGGGAAUCCCGAUGUUUGGUAUCUUGCUUGCUGGAGUCGGAGACCAUCUGGGUACUGGGCUGAGGAAAACCGUUGCCAAAAUAGAGACUCUCUUCCUGAAAUGGCGAGUUAGUCCAACCAUUGUGAGGGUGAUCUCAGCCGUCCUGUCCAUCCUGCUGGGUUGCCUGCUCUUUGUUGCAGUGCCUAUCCUGGUUUUCCAGGAGGUGGAGAAGUGGACUCUUCUGGAGGCGGCCUACUUUGUAGUUAUCACCCUGACGACAGUGGGAUUUGGUGACUAUGUUGCAGGGAAUUCUGGAAACGAGGGGAGUGACCACUGGUAUAAGCCUUUGGUGUGGUUCUGGAUCUUGCUGGGUCUUGCCUACUUUGCAUCUAUCCUGACAAUGAUUGGUAACUGGCUUCGGGUUCUGUCUAAGAAGACCAGAGCUGAGAUGGAGGAACUUCGAGCCCACGCCACUGACUGGACUCAGAACAUCCAAAAUAUGUCGGUGGAUUUUCGCAUUGCGGGAAAAAUCGAUGACCCCUUCAAGCGGCGUCGGCGAAAGCGCCGCCAUGGCCCUCACAGCCAUGGUCACAGUGUGUCAGCUACUGGGGACCCUGAGGGGAAAGAAGAGCGGCGUGACAAUCAGACAGAGUCCGGAUCCUACUCCUCCUCCUCCUCCUCCUCGAACGAGUCAGGGUCUGAAUCAGAAACAGACUCUCAGGCCACUCAGACGGACCGAGUCCCCGAAGAAAAAAACGCAGAGCCUGAAAACGAGACUCUUCCGGACCCCCACCUGUCACAGCCUCUGGACUACUUUGGGGAGAACCUUGCGUUUAUUGAUGAGUCUUCAGAUGCUCAGAGUGGUAAACUACAUUUGGAUCCUCUGCUGGAUACAUCACAACCAAACUCUGCACGCUCUCGUCACCCCAAGAGGAGACGCCACAGGAGACCUGUUCCACUGAGAAGCCCCAAAAUCAACCGCUCCAACCACGUCAAGAAGGAGCCCAAUGGAAACCCAAAACCAGUUCCAGGUCUACCACAAUGA